UUUUUUUUCUUGUGAAUGUUGAGGUUUAAGGUACUUGCUGUUUCCAGUUGCGGUUCCUUUAGUUGCAAAGAAAGUAGAGCAAAAUAUUUUGAUCAAAGUGUGUGGGAGAAGGGAGGAGACAAGCAGGAGACAAAAGCUGAUUAGAUAGUAGCUCCUGCCACCAGCCUACCUCUAGCUGCUGAGCUAGUUUCAUUUUUUUUCCUUUUUUGUUCCUGGCAAGUGCCUCAAGCCUGAUUCAUAAUAAUCCAUACAUUUAAUCAAGCACAGAAAGUGCAUGAGAACAACUGACAUCUGAGAGGAGUCCUCUGGAGUAUUGCAGCUGCAAAACAUUCCUUAUGUUCCAAUUCCUUAUUACCAAUCAGUUAUUGGUUAAAGUAAUGGUACUGUCAUAAGCAUGUGUGAUAUUUGUAUUUCCCCCAUGCCUCCUCUGACCCUGAAUCUGUGCCAUUUGGGAGCAUGACCCCACAAAGGAUCUCUAAGAGAGGACACAGACCAAAGUCCUUGUGGGAGCAUAUGAAGGCCUUUCAGUUUUGUCCCCUUGUUCCCAUGGAACAGGGCACCCUCCUGCAUUGUUCUAGGUCUUCAAAAAUACCACGGUAUAUAUUGUGGCAUUAUUGCAGCAUUUACCAUAAUUUCCAAAUGUGUCUUCCAGUGCUUCCUUCAUGUUCUGUCUCUAGUGCCUAGAUAUAUUUUUCUCUUCCCUAAAGGCAUUCCAGCACCUUGGCAUGGCUGCCCUUUGUGAGCAGCCUGAAAGGUUUUUUUUCAGCAUGCCAGUGGUUCUUAUCUUUGCUGUAAACACAAGCUGUGAAAGCCGUAUGGGGUGGCAGGAUAAAAAUAACUUCUUCUCUUGGUAAUCCCUUAAGGAAAGCUAAGUCUUCUUCCUGGGCAUUGUGGAUGGAGCCUCUGACGUUCCCUACAAUCAGGAUCACAAAUGGCAGCAAGCUGUGUCAUCUGCUUUGGGGACAAGUUGCUGUUCUGUCAGUUGCUGUUUCAGGGUGAGCAGCAGUGUGGCUGGGAGAGCACACUCUCCAGGAUAUUAUCCCUACUUGGAACUGGCAGAUCCAUUGGAUGCUGGCCAGUGCUGUAGAUUUGCUCAGUGUUGCUUUGAUCGUAUCAGGUAGGAAAAGGAAGGCCUGCAUAUCCUCAGAGGACCUUGCAGGAGGGGCUGAUGAGUUUGGCGCUGCUGGGAUAACACUGCUGCACACUUGUCCCUGUGCUCCCACCCAGGGCGCCAUGAUGGAUAACCGGUUUGCUACAGCGCUGGUGAUCGCCUGCGUGCUCAGCCUCAUCUCCACCAUCUACAUGGCAGCCUCCAUCGGCACCGACUUCUGGUACGAGUACCACACCCUGUCCCCAGCCGAGAAUGUUAGUGAGGCUGGUAGAAGCAUCUGGGAGGAGUUUGUCAGCAAAGAUGCAGAUGAGAAGACCUACACAGAUGCGCUCUUCCGGUGCAACGGCACGGUUGGAUUGUGGCGGAGGUGCAUCACUGUACCCAAAAACUCUCACUGGUACAGCCCACCAGAAACUGAUAUGACUACAAACUGCAUCAGUUUCUCCCUCUCUGAUCAGUUUGUAGAAAAGUACAUAGAGCCUGGAAAUCACAACAGUGGCACGGAUUUGAAUCGGACUUAUCUCUGGCGGUUGCAGUUUCUCCUGCCCUUUGUCAGCAUUGGCCUCAUGUGCUUUGGGGCUCUGAUUGGGCUCUGUGCUUGUGCUUGUCGCAGCCUUUACCCAGCCAUUGCCACUGGAGUCCUGCAUUUCCUAGCAGGGCUGUGUACGCUGGCCCUCGUUGGCUGCUAUGUAGCUGGGAUUGAGCUGCUCCAUAGGAAGCUGCCUCUGCCCGAGGACGUGAGGGGUGAAUUCGGCUGGUCCUUCUGCCUCGCCUGUGUGUCAGCACCUUUGCAGUUCAUGGCAGCUGCUCUUUUCAUCUGGGCAGCUCGCACCAACAGGAAGGAAUUCACCCUCCUGAAAGCCUACCGUGUGGCAUAAGUGCUGCUACUGCAGUCUGGGCUUUCCAUGUUAGAGCCUCUUCUCCCCCAGCCCUGACUACUUUCUCUUUUAGUCAAAAUUUUAUCAUGUACUGCAUGCUUCUCACCAGUCAAGACAAUUUAGCCUACAGGCCCUGAAGACAAAGACCUCUGGGCUAAAUGACCAAAGCCUGCCAGAAGUCUGCAGAACUUGAACAGGUUUUUUAAUUGGAUUUUUUUAAGAAUUGUUAUUAUUUUUUAAGCUACAUUUGGUUGUUGACAGUUCCCCUUAGUUAGGUGUACAUUCCCUUUCCUAAUUUUAUUACCCUGUCAGCCUGGAGGAAAUAGAAGUGGUGGUGUGGGGUGGAAGAGAGACAAGAAAAGGUGCAGGUACGUAAGAAUGGGAACCUCGGUGCACAAAUAAUACAUAAUCUGGAGCUGUCUGCUGUGUGACUGAAGCAGGCAGUACCUACAGGGAGCACCCAAGAGACAUGAGGGAAUUCAGAAACCUCUGUUAUGGAAAUAACUGUAGCUGAAUUAGUCUGUAGCUCGGCUCUGGAUCUCCUAUCAUUGCUGGUUUGCUGUGUUUUGUGGCAUCUGCCAGAACUACUGGAGGCAGAGCAGGCAGCUGUGGUCCUGCCUGUACAGCACACCCUCCUGAAGGCACACUCUGGACUUGCUUCUGCCAAGGAAUAGGAUAAGAUGGCCCUCGUGGAGCUCUGUCCUGCUGUAGCUCCACUGCUUCCAGGACCCAGGCUAGUUUGGUAUCUGCACUACAUGUGAUUGUGCACACUAAUCUUUAUUUGUGGUGCUUUUGCUUGAUGUGGAAUAAGGCUUUCUUCUCUCUUGUUAAAAAUUACCUCCUCACAAGUUUUUUGGUUUUAAUUUGGUUUAGUGUAUGUGUGUAUAUGUACAUAUAUAAACUUAACUUUUUUUAAACCUCACCUGUUUAUCCUGUAUAGCCCACAACAGGGUUUUUUUAAAAGGUGCUGCUCUUUUCCCGUCUUGUUUAAAUUAAAUAAUAAUAGUGAUAAUAAAGACUCAGAAAUUUUCAGCAUUGCAUGAAUCUGAUGUAAGGGUGAGGGAAUGAUCUAGAGUGGAUUUUACUUGGGGAAGAAAGAAUCAGUAUCUAGAUCACUAUUUCAUGGAAAUGUCACCAGAAACAUUGACAUUAGAUUGGAUUUUUAAAAUUAAAUUCUUGAGCUCCUGCUAACUUUAAA
This is a messenger RNA of Lonchura striata (white-rumped munia), 3187 nucleotides long. NCBI's taxonomy places the organism in Eukaryota, Metazoa, Chordata, Aves, Passeriformes, Estrildidae. The record is from RefSeq and is a predicted model, not a curated record.